AUGGCCACCGUCCCACACUCAAUUUUUUCAUACAAAGGUUUUGAUAUUGAUAUUGCAUCAAAGAAUGCUGGACCUAUGGUUUUAUUCUUGGGUUCAACUCCGAAUAUGGAUGAAUUAAAGUCUUUUGUUUCAUCACUUUAUGGUGAAUGUAAAAUAGUACCAUCUCCACAAGAAAGAAAGGCCUUGCAAUCUUCAUUGGAACAUGCUGAACCUGAAUUGAUUCAAGGAGAUGUAACCUUUGUGCCAAAGAAACCAUGGGAAGGUUUAAAGUUCCCAGAAUUGAGACCAUUAAAUAAGACAGAACAAGAAAAGAAAUUAGAUGAUAUUGUUGCUGAAAAGGGAUCAUCUGAUGAAUUCAAAGAUGCCUAUAAGGUUCAACUUAUUAAGAAGGCUGAAAUUGCUUUGUACAAAUUGAAUCUUGCCAAUAAGAGACAUCAAGCUUUGAUGCUUAAGAAUGAGCUUGACACUUAUCGUACAGUUGCUCGUGAAUAUGGUGAAAAUUCCAGAGCUCGUGUUGAACAUCAAUUGAGACUUGAAUCUCGUUUGGUUGAUCUCUAAAUCAUGAUCCUUUUGUAUAAAUAAUUGUAAAUUUACCCAAUAUAAUAAUAGCACUAUCUUUGCACUGAUUAUUUGAUAAAUUUUUCAAUUU
Molecule: messenger RNA, 649 nt
Organism: Naegleria gruberi
Lineage: Eukaryota; Heterolobosea; Eutetramitea; Acrasida; Naegleriidae
Exons: 2
Coding region: 1-558 (185 amino acids)
Source: RefSeq, a predicted model, not a curated record